CAAAAAGGGUGUGUUGGUACUGCUGUUGGGGUGUCUGAGUCAACACAGUUUCAUGUGUGCCUGAAUCAAACAAGCUUGAAUACAGAGUUCAGUCUGUUCAGAUGUCUGUGGAGAUGCAGCAGAGCAGCAACAGCAGCAGCAGUGAGACUUCAGAGGUUCAGCAUCUGUGGAGCAGCUGGAUCACUCAGUUGCAGCACUAUUACAAUGACCCUAAGGUAACACGCAUGAUGAACACAAGAAUCGGGCAGUACCUCAGCAAACAUCCUUUCUUCGCUCUGACAGUGUUGCUGUUCGGUGCUAUGUCUGCACUCCCUGUCGGACUUUUCCUCUCUUUUGCUCUUGUGACCUUUAUUAUGUCAGCAGUAGGUUUUGUUUUCUUUGAGGUGUUCCUGCUGUUUGUUGGCGGGUUGACUCUGCUGUGUGUGCUCUCUGGCAUCGCCCUGUUCUCAGUCAUGGCAUCAGUCAUCUUUAAUGGCCUUUAUAUCACCAUCUCCAACAUACUCAACCGCUAUUACCCUCAUCUGAUAAAGUCAUACCAGCAAAGUAAGGCCCAGGAGAAGGAGGGUGAAUCUGAAACUUCAAAAGUGAACAAAAUAGAGUAGCAGGAUGCUUUCCACCUCUCCUCUUUCAUGUGGGAAAGCUCAAAAUCUCUGCAUGAACGGUGCCUUAAAUCAGCACUAUUGAAGCUCAAUGGGCGGGAUUCAGACCUUGAAUGUACUGUAUGUAACAGAUUUUCUAAGCACAAAGAUUUCCUGGUAGUUACUGCAUGUCUACAUCACUAAUUUUAUCGCUAAAUAUUUGAAUAAAUAAAAUAAAAAAUACCUAAAUGUCCAAAUCUCUAUAUAUGUAGGCAUUUUAUUUAAGUAUAAAAUAUCUAUGACAGCCAAAGCAUUGAUUUAUGAAUGUUUUAACUGCCUUGAUGGUCAAAUACUUAUUUUAAUCUAAACCAUACGUAUUCUAUACACUAUGCACAAAUCUUUGGAAUGGCGGCUCAUUUCAAAAACAGAAAAACACUGGCUCAUGAUUGUACAUCAUUAAAAAAAAGCCAUGCACUAUUCCUAUUUAACAUGUUUUUUUUUAAAUGCUUGUGUAAGUUGUGUAUGUUUGCAGAUAUCUGACACUGAUUCCUAUGAGCCAAACAAUACACUGCAAAUUGCUGUUACAUGUUUAUGGUGUAAUCUUCAAAGGAGCUAUAUAUGACAUCCCGAUCGCAACAAAUAUUUGUUAUUAAGAUAUAAUGGAGUAAUGGCCUCCUGAGCAAAGAAUAAUGUCACACUACUGUGUGUUGUAAAUUGAGCGUGUCUCUUCAGUGUUGUAUAAGAAGAGCAAAAAAAGGACUAAAUUAUAGGUACUGGGAUACCAUCUCACUGCAGUUGCACAAUUGACUGAUUGAAACAAAUUUUUAAAAAAAUGCUGGUAUCAGGAAAAAAGCGCUUUAGUUAACAUGGGCUGUUAGCACUGUCAACAGUGUUGCUGUUGUUAUCACUGUUAGCACCAUUAGCUGCAAGCCGCCAGCUCAGCCACCACCAUUUUAAGAGUGGUGCAGGCAGCCCUUAAAUCAAAGAUAUGUUCUAAUUAUCAUAUAGAGCUCCUUUAAAGAAGCACAGUGUGGUUUGUUUAUAAAUGGUCAUCAGAGUUAAAGCUGUGCUGUUUUGUUGUUUUUUUUUAUGGAAAGUUCAUGCCUUUAAAAUAAAAUUGAUGCAUAUCAAUGUGUUGUUGGUGAUAGAUUAUCUGAUGAAACUACAGUCUGUUGUCUGGCACACCAAUCGGUUUUAGAUGAAUUUAUCAAUGCAAUAAAUUCAUUGAUACUCCAUGGGAGAAUGCCCUCAUUUAUUGCCAGGACCUUAAGAUGAGUUUGGUAAAGAAUGGUCUAUGCUUAGGAUGUAUUAUGUUGCAAUUAGCUGUAUUGGAAAUAAACUGAGUUUACCAAGAA
Messenger RNA from Plectropomus leopardus (leopard coralgrouper), 1933 nucleotides. RefSeq names its product lipid droplet assembly factor 1-like. NCBI's taxonomy places the organism in Eukaryota, Metazoa, Chordata, Actinopteri, Perciformes, Serranidae. The record is from RefSeq and is a predicted model, not a curated record.